Messenger RNA from Calliphora vicina (urban bluebottle blowfly), 2070 nucleotides. RefSeq names its product lanC-like protein 3 homolog. The coding region runs from base 181 to 1440 and encodes 419 amino acids. The record is from RefSeq and is a predicted model, not a curated record. Gene Ontology annotation, biological process: peptide modification; carbohydrate metabolic process. The transcript is spliced from 2 exons. NCBI's taxonomy places the organism in Eukaryota, Metazoa, Arthropoda, Insecta, Diptera, Calliphoridae. Gene Ontology annotation, cellular component: plasma membrane.
AAAGGACUUUUAGUUGUACGUUAAAACUAUAUUUUACGAUAUAAAUUUGCAAUCAAAAUUUUUAUUAAAAAUAAACAAAAUAUUGUAUAAUUUCAGUGUUUAUACCAAGCAUAUUGCAAACGAAAGGAGACUACGAAAGAGUUAUACAAAACAACAGGUCCACCGAUUGAGUCGUUAGAAAUGGAAAAACGUUUUUUAGAGAAUCCUUAUCCGGAUUAUGUGAACAAACAAACCACUCCCUUAGAGUAUGAUGAUGAACAUGUAAAGAAUUUAAUAUGUACUUACGUUGAUGCUAUUCUCGAACACUGUCGCCCCGGUUGUGAUGACGAAGAUCAUAGAGGUGAUUUGUAUGUGGGUAAUGCCGGUAUUGCCUAUAUGUUUUGGAAAAUGGCAAGAUCAUCACAAUGUCAUGACCUUUAUCCGGCUUUGGAGCAUGCUCAUGCAUUUAUAAGAAAUGCCAAAGCUAAUGCUGACCGCUAUAAAAAACGGUCGUCCGAACGUUAUUCAUUUUUAUGUGGAAAUGCAGGUAUUUACGCUGUAUCUGCUGCAAUUUCUCAUGAUUUAAAAUUGACACAAGAUCUAUCGGAUGAUUUAAUGAACUUCAAAAGCGGUAUAGCUCCAAGUAAGGAAUUUAUGCAUACAAAAUACGGUUGCGACGAAGUGCUUGUGGGUAGAGCUGGUUAUUUAUCGGGAUGCUAUUGGUUGAAUGAUGUGCUAACAGAGAAAAAAAUAACCGAUGAUGAUGUAUUAUCUAUAUGCCAAAUGGUCAUAGCAAGUGGUCGAGAGUAUGCUAAACAAACAAGAGCACCUUUGCCUUUGAUGUACCAAUAUCACGGCACCGAGUAUUUGGGAGCCGCUCAUGGUUUGUGUGCCAUUCUUCACAUGUUGCUGGAUAGUCCCUGGUUUCAAACCGAUCCCAUAUCAGCUCCCAGUGCCGAAUUAAGGGAUAUUAAGAGGUCAAUCGAUUUCUAUUUGAUGCUUCAAGAUGAGGAGGGUAAUUUUCCAGUUGCAUUGGAAGAUCUUAAAAGUGGUCGAGAGAAACGUUUAGUACAUUGGUGCCAUGGAGCACCAGGAGCUGUUUAUUUGUUAGCUAAAGCCUAUUUAAUAUUUAAAGAAGACAAGUACAUGCAGGCUCUGAAAAAGUCGGCCGACUUAGUUUGGCAUAAGGGAUUUUUACGCAAGGGUCCAGGAAUUUGUCACGGAGUUGCUGGCAACGGUUAUGUUUUCUUGUUACUGUAUCGUCUAACUCAUGAGCCUGUCUACAUAUACAGAGCAAUCAAAUAUAUGGAACUAUUAAGUAAUUCUGAAUUUAGAUUACGUGCUCGAACUCCUGAUCGUCCCCAUAGUCUAUAUGAGGGUGUUGCUGGUACUGUUUGUUACUUAAUUGAUUUACUAGAACCGGAUCAAGCACAUUUUCCAUUUAUGGAUGUUUUCCAUUGAGUUACGCCAUAAUUGGAAUAUUUUGUAUGAUUUUAAUCAAAGUCAAAGGCAAAACUCAUAUUUGAUGCCUUGUUUUUUGCUGUCUCUCUCUCUUUAUAAAACUCAGAACUUUGAACCUCACUCACGCAUAUCAGGGAACUUACAUAAGCAGUAGACUAUUUUUUCGUUUAAUAUUAAUACUAUUAUUAUUUCAAUGAAUUCAUAUUUGUACUUUGCUCAACUUGUGUUAAAGAUUUCAUCUGAUUGUGAGUUAAUAUUUUUUUGUUUUCGUUUCAAAAUGGAUAUUUUUGUACGUUUCCCAUACCCAAUAAAUUGGCAGUGAAUGUGUCUUAAAUUAUUCCCAUAACGACAAAAAUUUUCAAUUAAGAAAAACUACGACAGUUUACCGAAUUAUUUGCGUUUUUUGUAUGAAUAGAUAAGAAACCGAUAUUAAUAUGUUUAGAAUCUUGUAUGUUUAAAUAUUUGCAGAGCAAUUCUAUUUUGUGCUUUAAGACUAUUUAUAUUAUAGUAAUUUUUUUACAUAAAUUAUGUACUUGUAUUAUUUACAUAAACCAAACAAUAUAAAAAUAUAACAUGUAUUUUGAAAACUAUUUAAUAAAAUUACCCAUUUAAAAUUUACUCCAACAUAAA